AUGAAUAAUCAACGUUCAGUGACUGAGUUGAUGGAAAAGUAUGGUGAUAAGGAGAGUGGUAUUACUAGAAUGUCACUAAUGGAUAGAAAUAUGGUCAUUAUUAAUGAUAAGGAUCUGUUAAAGGAAGUUAUCAUUACAAAGGGAUCAAUCUUUACAAAAUUCACAGAAGUUUAUGAAGUUUUCAAAGUGUUUGGAGAGAAUAUCUUGACAGUUUUGGAUGCUUCUUCAGAUUCAUGGAAAAAUCAUCACAAGAUAUGUUCGCCUGCAUUCACAACUCAGAAUUUGCAAUAUUUGUGUGAAUAUGCUGCCAAGUCUGUAGAAAAAUUAUUCGAAUCUAGAUGGGAGAAACAAAAGGGAGAUCAUACUCUCAAGAAUGGAGAAAAUUAUCAAGAUGCUUAUUUGACAAGUGACAUUAAGGGUGAUUUCAGUGAUGUCACAUUGGAUAUAUUGGGUCAAGUUGGUUUCGGUUUGGAUUUUGAAAUUUUCAAGGAAAAAACAGGAACUUUAUCCGAAGGUCAACAAUUCAGAAAGAGUUUGGAAGUUUUAUUCACUACAGGAAUCUUUGUAAAAUUAUUUAUUGGAAUGAGUAAGGUGUGGAAGUUUUUAUAUCCAUUUGCUCAAAAAUUAUUCAAGGUUGAUGUUGCUUAUAACAUUGUCAGUUCUAAAUUGGACGAAAUCCUCAAGGAAAGAACCAAAGAAAUUGAAUUAGCUUAUGCCAACUCUGGAGAAAUUCAAACUGGAGAAAGAAGAGACUUGUUGAGUUGUCUCAUUGAGGCCAACUAUGUUCAAAAGGGAGUUUUGACUGAGGAUGAAGUUAAAUCAGAUGCAUUCAUCUUUUCGCUUGCUGGACAUGAGACAACUUCUACUACAUUACAGUGGACUUGUUACGAACUUGGUAAAAGACCUGAAAUACUCAAGAAAGCUCAAGAAGAAGUUGAUCGCAUACUUGAGAAUGGAUCAAGAAUUGCAACCUAUGAUGAUUUCCCUAAAAUGAACUAUCUCAACAUGAUCAUUAUGGAAAGUCUCAGAGUUCAUCCUCCUGUCAGUGCUGCCUAUAGAGUUGCCAAAAAGGCAACCACCAUUGGAAAGUAUCACAUUCCAAAAGAUACAAUUAUUCAAAUGGAAUUUGCUAACACUCAUUGGAAUGAAAAAUUCUGGGAACAAGCCAAUGAAUAUAAUCCAGAACGAUUCCCAACUGAUUUUGAGGAUAGACAAAAGAUUCACAGCGAUUUCACAUGGGUUCCAUUCUCAAUGGGAAAUAGAAAAUGUAUUGGCUAUAAAUUUGCUCAAUAUGAAGCCUUUGCCAUCAUGUCACGACUUUUACAAUUAUACGAUAUUAAAUUGGUCAAUGAUGAGAGACUUCCUGAAGAUCAAGUGACUGAAGAAAAGGGUCCAACUGUCGGCCCAGGAAAUUUACAUUUGAUUUUCAAGAGAAGAUCAUCUGUGAAUGCAUCUCAAUAA
Messenger RNA from Naegleria gruberi, 1461 nucleotides. RefSeq lists its product as uncharacterized. Bases 1 to 1461 code for a protein of 486 amino acids. The record is from RefSeq and is a predicted model, not a curated record. Gene Ontology annotation, molecular function: heme binding; iron ion binding; oxidoreductase activity, acting on paired donors, with incorporation or reduction of molecular oxygen. Lineage: Eukaryota; Heterolobosea; Eutetramitea; Acrasida; Naegleriidae. The transcript has 6 exons.